AUUUUAGUGAUAUUAAUUGCAGGUACUGUUCUUAAUAAUGAAGUGAAGUUACUAUGGAAGAAAGUUUCUCUCAUGAGAACUCUGCUGGUUUAAAUGCAGUUGACAGUUUUAUCAUACAAAGACUUGACUCAGGGGAUAUCAUUUACAGUAAUCCAAAUGCAAAGUUUAAGCUUGUUGGUCCAUAUGUUAUGGGCGGUAAGCUUGGAGAAGGCAGCUAUGCAAAAGUGAAGGAGUGUCAACAUUCCGAGACCUUGGAACGAUGUGCUGUUAAAAUCUUGAAAGAGAAGACUCUGCGCAAGAUUCCUCAUGGAAAAGAAAACGUCAUAAGGGAGAUCAAACUUUUAAGAAACCUACACCAUAAAAAUGUUGUUAAACUUCAUGAUGUUAUUUAUAAUGAAGAGAAAGGGAAGACUUACAUGAUGAUGGAGUAUUGUGUUGUGGGGCUGCAGGAAUUGCUGGAGAAAUCCCCUGAAAACAAAUUCCCAGUUUGGCAGGCGCAGGGAUUUUUCCUGCAGUUGAUUGAAGGUCUGGAGUAUCUACACAGUCGUGGUGUCAUUCACAAAGAUGUCAAACCAGGCAACCUGCUUCUUAGCUGUGACAAAACCCUGAAAAUCACAGAUUUUGGAGUAGCAGAGCAAGUUGACUUGCUUGUGGGCGAUGACUUGAUCACCAGCAGUCAAGGGAGCCCAAUGUUCCAGCCUCCUGAGGUGACAGGCGGCACUCUUGAACGCUUUCCUGGCUACAAACUUGAUGUUUGGAGUGCGGGCAUUACUUUGUACAAUUUAACAAGUGGCAAGUAUCCAUUUAAUGGGUCUAGUAUAUUCCGCAUUAUUGAGAGCGUUGGUCGUGAUCCGCUGGUCAUUCCUUCUGAGCUGGACUCAAACCUCUCCUCGCUCCUCCAGCUCAUGCUGGUCAAAGAUCCUUUCAAGAGAAUAUCCUUGCAAGAAGUUAAGAAGCAAAGGUGGGUGAUGCAGAAGCUCCAACCUUUACGAGGAGAUGAGGAGGGCGUGUCGUUGUGGGAGCGUCAGGGAGUGGCUGAUCCUCACUCCUCUUCUGUCAUCCCAUUCCUCGAGUGCCAUCACUUCCCUGAAGAGUCCAUUCCUUACAUCACUGAGCACGAGAGGAACAUGAACGAGUCAAACACGCCUUACUUCAAGACAAGCUGUCAAAUGAGUCCACCGCCCAACGUCAAAAAGAAACGGCACGAAGGCUCCUCUUGCAUCAGCUUCCAGACGAUCUCAAGCUGCAUCCAGUCGUGACGAAAUUCCCGAGUACCUGACAUCUUUAUGUGGCUCUUUGCAUUCAAGCAAUAAUGCAACAAACACAGCUCCUCUGACAAGGACACCAUCUAUGGAGGAGUUUUGAUUGUUCAUCAAGAUGGGCUACAGACAUUGUUGUAUUUUUUCUUGACUUUGCAUAUUAUUUCUUUAUUCUGCCACGCAAUGUGUAGAAUUUUCUGACUACUGGUCUUUGGUGUAGUGCAAUAGCGUAAGCUAUUUAUUCGUCAAACCUAUUAUGCUAGAGUGAUGAUAAUUGCCUUUCGACAAACUAUGAAGGUCCUCAAGUGCUAUCGUCUCUUUAUUUUUUUUAACACAAUGAAGAGCUUGUUUUUGUCAGGAUAUGAAACUAACUAGUCUUGUGAGAUGCUUCAGUUAGGACUGAAGUGUAACGAGCAUGAAGGUGUAUAUCUAUAAAUGUUUCUUUACCGUAAUGCUUGUGCUGAAGGUGCCUUGCCGCUCUUUCAAUUUCUUGUUCUACUUUCCUUUGAAAAACCACUGUAUCGUCAAAAAUUAUUUGUGAAUGUAGAAAUCAACCGUGCACAAUGUCGAUUCGGUAAGUACACCGUUAGAUCUCGAUGAUUUUCUUUCAUAUAAGAUGCUAGUGAGUUUUUGACAUAUGCAGGAGACCUUUUGCGGUCAUUCAAUGAAUGACUAGAAUUUAGUUUGAUGCGUCUGCAAGAUAUUCUUAUUAUACCAGGCAUGUAGAUGUUCGAUAAAAUUGAAUGUCCCUCAGUUUCUUAUAACAAAACGUUUUAUGAAAAUAAACAAAUUAAUGACAUUGGUUGCUAGUAGCUAAAUUGAUUGAUUUAAUUGAGUUAUGUGAUAUUUGGGUAAUGUCCUCCAUAAAGCACUUAAAAGUGAUGUACCUGAUUUCCAGUCUUGUGACUAAUCCUAAAGUCUUACUCUGAAAUCUGUGUCACUUUUUUUCGCUGGUGGUUUCGAAUCGCUGUUUUACGCUUGAAUUGGUUCGCUGUAUUUAUGUUUUAUGCUAUUUUUAAGGUGCUAGGAUCCAGGCCAACUGAUGACGGUGUUUUGAUAGUUAAUUGUACCUGUUCUCUGAGGUUGACCAUUGUUCUCCUCUUUUGUUGGAUAGAGUAAUUCCCCCCAAAUAUUUACCUUUUCAGAAGAAACCUUAAAAUGGU
Messenger RNA from Hyalella azteca, 2422 nucleotides. RefSeq names its product serine/threonine-protein kinase STK11. The record is from RefSeq and is a predicted model, not a curated record. Lineage: Eukaryota; Metazoa; Arthropoda; Malacostraca; Amphipoda; Hyalellidae. Gene Ontology annotation, cellular component: cytoplasm. The coding region runs from base 54 to 1259 and encodes 401 amino acids. Gene Ontology annotation, molecular function: ATP binding; protein serine/threonine kinase activity. The transcript is spliced from 8 exons. Gene Ontology annotation, biological process: intracellular signal transduction; protein phosphorylation.